This is a messenger RNA of Lolium rigidum, 3587 nucleotides long. Its product is annotated as villin-3. The coding region runs from base 339 to 3248 and encodes 969 amino acids. The record is from RefSeq and is a predicted model, not a curated record. Lineage: Eukaryota; Viridiplantae; Streptophyta; Magnoliopsida; Poales; Poaceae. Gene Ontology annotation, biological process: actin filament severing; cytoskeleton organization. The transcript has 23 exons. Gene Ontology annotation, molecular function: actin filament binding.
CCAGUCCAGCCCAGCCCAGCCACCUCCUCGUCGUCGUCCUCCUCCUCCUCCCCCUUCCCCUGCCGUAGUGGCGAGCACGCCCUCGCCUCGCUCGCUCGGCUCCAAUCAUUCGCCUCCCUCUCGUGCGGCGGCCGCGUGGUGGUUUACCCAUGGAUGAUUGACGGGGUAAACCAAACCCGGCUGGCUCGCUUAAUUUCCCCGACCGCGCGUUCGCUAGCUGACGGCGGGCGGUCAGCGACAGCAACUCCUCCACCACGAUUCGACCUCAGCACACCUUCUCUUCGCUCUUGAAGCAAAAGUCACUCAGGACUAGUCCGCCACCAAAAUCCAGGGCUACUAUGGCGAUUUCAAUGAGGGAAGUGGAUCCUGCCUUUCAAGGGGCUGGUCAAAAGGACGGACUAGAAAUAUGGCGGGUUGAAAAGUUGCAAGCGGUUCCUGUUCCCAGAGAAUCACAUGGGAAGUUUUUCACAGGAGAUUCCUACAUUAUACUGAAGACAACUGCCAUUAAAAAUGGUUCUUUCCGGCAAGAUAUCCAUUAUUGGCUUGGUAAAGAUACCAGUCAGGAUGAGGCUGGUACAGCUGCAAUCAAGACUGUGGAACUAGAUGCUGCUCUUGGUGGACGUGCAGUUCAAUACCGUGAAGUACAGGGAAAUGAGACCGAGAAAUUUCUUUCAUACUUCAAACCCUGUAUUAUACCAGAGGAAGGUGGAGUUGCAUCUGGUUUCAGGCAUGCCGAAGUCAAUCAGCGGGAGCAUGUAACACGAUUAUUUGUCUGUAGAGGAAAGCAUACAGUCCAUGUGAAAGAGGUUCCCUUUGCACGAUCAUCACUCAACCAUGACGACAUAUUUAUUUUAGAUACCGAGUCCAAGAUAUUCCAAUUCAAUGGAUCGAAUUCUAGUAUUCAGGAGAGGGCUAAAGCCCUUGAGGUUGUGCAAUAUCUCAAAGACACUAACCAUGAAGGAAAAUGUGAUGUAGGUGCAGUUGAGGAUGGAAAGUUGAUGGCAGAUGCUGAUGCUGGUGAAUUCUGGGGUCUCUUUGGUGGAUUUGCUCCUCUGCCAAGAAAGACCUUUGCGGAGCUUAAUGGAGUAGAUACUGCUUUCCCUCCGAAGCUGCUCUGUGUAAAUAAGGGUCAAGCAGUUUCUGUUGACUGUGAAGUUCUAACGAAAGCACUGCUAGAUUCAACAAAAUGCUACCUUCUGGACUGUGGAUGUGAAAUUUAUGUCUGGAUGGGUAGAGAAACAGCGCUCGAAGAUAGGAAACGAGCAGGAUUGGCCGCUGAGGAAUUACUUCGUGACGGAAAUCGACCAAAAUCUCACAUUGUUCGUCUCAUGGAAGGAUUUGAGACAGUCAUAUUCCGAUCAAAGUUUAAUAAAUGGCCCAAGAAAGCCGAGGCAGUUGUGUCAGAUGAGAGCAGAGGAAAAGUUGCAGCCCUACUUAAACGGCAGGGAUUUAAUUCUAAGGUUACAGCAAAAGCUGCUCCUGUGAAGGAAGAGCCUCAGCCUCUGAUUGACUGCACAGGAAAUUUACAGGUUUGGCGCGUAAAUGACAGUGAAAAGACUUUCCUUUCAUUCUCCGAACAAUGCAAAUUCUACAGUGGAGAUUGUUAUAUCUUCCAAUAUAGUUACCCUGGUGAUGAUGGGGAGGAAUGUCUUAUCGGUACUUGGUUUGGAAAAAGGAGUAUUCAGGAGGAGAGGACUGCAGCCACUUCACUUGCUAAUACGAUGAUUGAGUCUUUGAAAUUCCAGGCAGUUCUGGUUCGCCUUUAUGAAGGAAAGGAGUCCAUUGAAUUUUUCCCAAUAUUUCAGAAUUUGGUUAUAUUCAAGGGUGGUGCUAGUACUGGGUAUAAAAAGUUUGUCUCAGAAAAUGGCAUUCAAGAUGAUACAUAUUCAGAAAAUGGGGUUGGACUCUUCCGGAUUCAAGGCUCAGGACCAGAUAGUAUGCAAGCAAUUCAAGUUGAUACGGCGGCACCAUCCCUGAACUCUUCUUAUUGUUACAUACUACAUGAUGGAGAUACGGUAUUUACUUGGAUUGGGAACCUAAGUUCAUCAGUGGACCAAGAUCUAGCUGAGAGGCAGCUAGAUGUGAUCAAGCCAAAUCUUCAGUCAAGAAUGCUGAAGGAAGGAUCAGAAUAUGAUCAGUUUUGGAAAUUACUUGGAAUCAAGUCCGAGUACCCCAGCCAGAAGAUUGCACGAGAUCAAGAAAGUGACUCUCAUUUGUUCUGUUGUACUUUUUCAAAAGGAGUGCUUAAGGUUAGAGAGAUAUUCAACUACACACAAGAUGAUAUGAUGUCGGAGGACAUAUUUAUUUUGGACUGUCAUUCAUGUGUCUUUAUAUGGGUUGGACAACACGUGGACACAAAAGUACGAGCACAAGCUUUGAACAUGGGAGAGAAAUUUCUAGAACUUGAUAUUCUAAUGGAAAACGUAUCCCGGGAAACACCACUUUACGUCAUCAAUGAAGGAAGCGAGCCCCAAUAUUUCACCAGAUUCUUCACAUGGGACUCUGCAAAGUCAGCUAUGCGUGGUAACUCUUUUGAAAGAAGGCUGUCUGUAUUAAAGGAUGGAGUAAAACCAAGAAGAGAUAAACCUAAAAGAAGACCAAUAACAUCAUCGCACACCGGAAGAUCAAGCGUGCCUGAUAAAUCUCAGCGGAGAAGUACAUCUUUUAGUCCUGACCGUGUAAGAGUUAGAGGAAGAUCACCAGCAUUCAAUGCGUUGGCUGCCAACUUCGAGAAUUCAAAUGCCCGAAAUCUAUCAACCCCUCCACCAGUUGCUAGAAAAUCAUUUUCGAAGUCCUCCCCUGACCCUGUAAAGCCACCCCAGAGAGCUGCUUCAAUUGCUGCAAUGUCUGCAUCUUUCGAGCGGCCUAGACAAACCCUGAUACCAAAGUCAAUUAAAGCGAGUCCUGAUGCAAACAAACCACAAUCCGAAGCAAGCAAACCUAAAUCAGAGGUAAACGCCAAGGAGAGUAGUACCCCUGCUGCGAAGGAUGGGCAAACUGUAACUCCAACGAUACAGGAAGAUGUAAAGGAGGGUCAGCCAGAAGAUGAGGAAGGGCUUCCUGUAUUUCCAUAUGACCGCCUGAGGACAUCUUCCACUAAUCCUGCCACAGACAUUGAUCAAUCCAGGCGUGAGACGUACCUAUCUUCGAUGGAGUUCAGGGAGAAGUUUGGCAUGGCGAAGGAGGCUUUCGCAAAGUUACCAAAGUGGAAGCAGAAUAGGCUCAAGAUCGCACUGCAGCUGUUUUAAAAUGUUCUAGAGGUUGUGUCUCUCUGCUUAGCGAAAUGUUUUAGCGGUUGCUACCAGAAUUACGAGAUUGGUUUUCAAAGGAAGAUCUCAUUCGCCCCAGGCACUCGAAAGAUCUCUCUUGCACCUGUUGCGAUGAUAAGAAGAAACAUUGUAAUUGUAAACCUAUCUGGGUCAAGGGACCCUUGGUGGGUGGGCGUCGUAGGAGCUGGAGCAGUGAGUUUUGAGCUGCUCAUGUCCCCGAAUUGUGCCAUUCGGUAACUGAUUUUUCAUUUCUUGUGUCAGAUCGCCGCAUUGGCAAUCCUGUUAUACGCCGAUUCUUUAAAUUCCGUUUAAAGGUCA